CAAAAUGGCAGUCAGUUGGCCGUUAAGUGGCAUGAUAAACGUGACGUUCAUAUGCUCACCACUGUUCAUUCAUCAGUGAUGUCAGCCACGGCAAGGAUUGAUCAUGCCACCUGGGAGAGGAAACUCAAGCCAGCUUGUGUUCUUGACUAUAACAAGAAGAUGGGGGCUGUGGACAAGGCGGACAUGGUGAACAGCUUUGUCGAAUGUGCCAGGAAGACUACCAAGUGGUAUAAGAAAGUCUUCUUUCACUUGGUAGACACUGCUGUUCUCAAUGGCCACAUCGUCCACCGUCAACAGUCUGGGAGAGUCAUCCCUUACCAGGAAUACAGACUGAACUUGAUGAAACAGCUGCUCGAGGUGCAUCAUACACCUCGACGCCCAUCCACCGGUGGCCGUCCCACAUCAGACAAUCCUCUGCGGUUGACUGCCAGGCACUUUCCCUCGGAGGUCCCUCAGACUGCUACCCAAGGAAGCAGGACCAGGAGGAAGUGCAAGGUGUGCACUUCUACCUCGCGUCGGAGAAAGGAGAGGAAAGUGACAAAGUUCAUGUGUGUGGCAUGCAACGUUGCCUUGUGUGCUGCCCCAUGUUUUGAGGAGUAUCACACACUCAAACAUUAUUAAACACCCAUCGUUCUACCUUGGCCGUUGAGCGGGAUUUAAAAGCCAACGGUUCAAGCAGGACGUUCACAUGACAUCUUGGUGAGGGGUCAUGCCACAACAACUGAUCAAGCCAACAGAUCUCCCGUUCUACCUUGGCCGUUGAGCGGGAUUUAAAAGCCAACGGUUCAAGCAGCAGGUUUGUAUGUGACUUUCUGCCUUGGCGUUGAGCGGGAUUUAAAAGCCAACGGUACAAGUAGCAGAUUUUCAACACUCCCUGCAUUAUACAUAUACACAUAUA
This is a messenger RNA of Hypomesus transpacificus, 898 nucleotides long. Its product is annotated as piggyBac transposable element-derived protein 4-like. Bases 52 to 621 code for a protein of 189 amino acids. The record is from RefSeq and is a predicted model, not a curated record. The transcript has 2 exons. NCBI's taxonomy places the organism in Eukaryota, Metazoa, Chordata, Actinopteri, Osmeriformes, Osmeridae.